Molecule: messenger RNA, 1785 nt
Organism: Neurospora tetraspora
Lineage: Eukaryota; Fungi; Ascomycota; Sordariomycetes; Sordariales; Sordariaceae
Product: pyridoxal phosphate-dependent transferase
Exons: 4
Coding region: 1-1785 (594 amino acids)
Biological process (GO): L-tyrosine biosynthetic process; aromatic amino acid catabolic process
Molecular function (GO): pyridoxal phosphate binding; aromatic-amino-acid:2-oxoglutarate transaminase activity; L-2-aminoadipate:2-oxoglutarate transaminase activity
Source: RefSeq, a predicted model, not a curated record
AUGAUCAUCAACGGCUCCGGCGCCGGCCGCCAGCCCUCAUCCGAAUUGGUGAAUGGCAACAAAACCGAACAAUCGGCUCGCCAUUUUCAUUCCAACUCCAACGAUGUCAGUGCUUUGGAGACGCUUGGUCCCGCAGCCAAGCUAACGGACGCCGACCCUUCUGAAAUCCCGCCUGCAUCAGCUCCCGGCCGGCAGAAUGCAGUCACCAUUAACGACAUCCUGGAAAGACGUGCCAAAGCCGGCAGGCUCAUUGCACCGACCGCUUCUUACUCCGAUAGCGACAUGUUUAAGGGUCCGCAAGUGGGCAAACCUAAAUCCCAGUCUAUGGACCACCACCUCUCCCCCGAAUCCCUCUCCCGCCACCCCUGCGCCCUCAAACAAGCCGCCCGCCACCUCAAAACCCCCGGCCUCAUCUCCCUCGGCGGCGGCCUUCCCUGCGCCGAGUACUUCCCCAUCGAAUCCAUCACCCUCAAAGUGCCUACACCCCCUCACUUCUCCGAAGCCGCCACUGCCUCUUCGGGUGCCGAAGUCCGCAUAGGCAAGUACGACGUCACCGACCCUCUCAUCCAAGGCACCUACGACCUGUCCAUCGCGCUCAACUACGCGCAAGCCACGGGCUCCGCGCAGCUGUCGAGGUUCGUCACCGAGCACACUGAAUUAGUCCACAACCCGCCUUACAGCGACUGGCGGUCCUGCCUGACGGUAGGCAGCACGGGUGCUUUGGAGCAGACUCUUCGCAUGCUCUGCGACGGGCCGGGGAGGGGUGAUUGUUUGUUGACGGAGGAGUAUUCCUUCUCCACGGCUUUGGAGACUGCGAACCCCUUGGGGGUGAAGGUGGUGGGUGUCAAGAUGGACGAGCAAGGGUUGUUGCCGGAAGCGAUGGAUGAGCUUUUGUCCGGGUGGGAUCCCAAGGAGAGGGAGGGCAGGAGGAAGCCGCAUGUGUUGUACACGGUGCCGAGCGGACAGAAUCCUACGGGCGCCACGCAGGGGUUGGAGAGGAGGAGGGAGGUGUAUGAGGUGGCGAGGAAACAUGAUUUGUUUGUGAUUGAGGAUGAGCCGUAUUAUUAUAUCCAGAUGCCGUUGGAGACGGGGGCGACCACGGCCGCAAAAGAAGGCGAAGAGGGCGCAGACGGUGAGGGCAAAGAAGAAGAAGAGACGGUGGAAUCCUUCAUCUCCUCCCUCAUCCCCUCUCUCCUAUCCAUGGACGUCGACGGCCGCGUCCUGCGCAUGGAUUCCUUCUCCAAGGUGGUCGUACCCGGCUCGCGCGUCGGGUGGGUGACGGCCUCGGAGCAGAUCAUCGAGCGGUACAUCCGUCACGCGGAGGUGUGCAACCAAGGGCCCAGCGGCAUCUCGCAGGUGAUCCUGUACAAGCUGCUGGACGAGCAGUGGGGACAUGAGGGGUACUUCAAGUGGUUGAUGAAUCUGAGGGGCGAGUAUACCAAGCGGAGGGAUACCAUGGUGGCGGCGGUUGAGAAGUUCUUGCCGAAGGAGGUGGUGAGCUGGAGUGUGCCGGUUGCUGGCAUGUUUUACUGGCUCAAGGUAGAUCAUACCCAACACCCGGGUAUUCAGGCUGGAAGAACCAUUUUGGAAGUCGAAGAGGAGAUAUUCGACUCUUGCAUAGCAAAGGGCGUUUUGGUUGCUCGAGGAUCCUGGUUCCGCGCUGAACAAGAUACGGAACCAAAUGAGCUUUUUUUCCGUGCGACGUUUGCGGCAGCAACGGCUGAGAACAUGACGGAGGCGAUUAGAAGGUUUGGAGAGGCCGUUAGAGAGAGUUUCAAGUUGUGA